UUUUUUUUCUUGCUUUGAUGGGGACUGAGUUUGUUUGUCGCAAUGCGGCGAGUUGUCUUGGAUGGGACUAAUUCAGGAUGAUCAAACGAGACAGCUCUACACUUGCACUGGAAAGGAGGCUCUAGAUUAUUUCAAGGAAGAACCAUCGUUAUUUGACAUGUAUCAUGCAGGAUACAAAUCGCAGAUGUCAAAUUGGCCUGAACAGCCGGUUAAUGUAAUUAUCAAGUGGCUGAAAAAACAGAGCCCUUCUUUUGUUAUUGCUGAUUUUGGUUGUGGGGAAGCACUCAUUGCUAAAACUUUGAAGAAUAAAUCUUCUCCUCUGGAUCUUGUCUCUAGUGAUCCAAAUGUAAUUGCUUGUGACAUGGCAAAUGUAUGUUUUCCUUCUUGUAAGCCUGUGCACAUUGGAAGUUACUUUUAGAGCAUCAGUAGUAAUUUUAUUUGUCAUCCAUCCUUGUCAUUAUUCAUCAUAAUAUGUGAAAAGUCAGUUUAUGAUUGGUCAGUUUUUGGCAUUCAUUUCACAAAAGUGUAAUGUUUCAUGUAUUUGGAAAAUAAACAUUAUGUGAUCAUGAAUAUUUUUAUUGAUAUGAAUAUUAUGAUAUGCUAUUAUUACUGGUAACAUUGCAAAGCAAAUGCAACUGGUCAGGCUUCAGGUUUGCAUUUUUUGUUAGUUUCAAAAUAAACGAAGUAGAGUCCUAAACUGAGAACUGUCUCAACUCAAAGCACUUGUUUGAAGGUUAUAAACCAGAUUAGCUUACACGUUCUGUCUGUGACAUAUUGGCAGAACACCCUUAGCCAUCCUCAUCUGUUAACGUUAUGCUUAGUGAUUCUGAUCUUUCAUUGAUGGGAACCAACUACCAAAGUUACAUUGAAAGAAAUACAAACGUGGUACAACAAAAGCCAGGGAUUAUUGUUUCCUUUUGCAUGAUCUUACCUUC
Vigna umbellata (rice bean) is the source of this 935-nucleotide messenger RNA. Lineage: Eukaryota; Viridiplantae; Streptophyta; Magnoliopsida; Fabales; Fabaceae. The record is from RefSeq and is a predicted model, not a curated record.